UCAUCAACUUGUGUCUGCACAACGUCCAAUGAAGUUCUUGUAACAUCGGUAAUGUCUUUUUAAUCGGACGUCGGAGGAUUUUCGGCCGAACAGCUGGGCUUAACGGGUUUUUCGUGCGUGUCCGACGAUAUUUGGAUUACUGCAUUUCACGCAUUCCUAUCGUCACAUAUUAUAAUGCCACGAGGAAAGUUCGUGAAUCAUAAAGGCAGAAACCGGCACUUUACGAGCCCGGAAGAACUAGAGGAGCAACGACGCCAGGAGGAGAAGAAGCAGCAGUGGAGAAAAAAUAAGGGACAGGAAAGUUCUAGUGAAGAAGAAGAUGAUGAAGAACCCAAAGCCAGUGGAGCCAAUAGGUCAAAGAAUCUUAGCGCAACAGAUAGUGAGAGUGAAUCAGAAUCAGAUUCGGAAACGGAGGGAGGAAAAGCUAAAGGCGUAGAGAAUCUAAUUCAGGUAGAAAAUCCAAACAGGGUACAAAAAAAAACAAAAAAGUUGUCGCAGUUGAAUCAGUCGCUCGAUGCGAAACCAGAACUAUCACGAAGAGAGAGGGAACAACUUGAGAAACAGAAAGCGUAUGCAAAUUAUCAGAAAUUACAUGCAGCCGGUAAAACAGAUGAAGCUCGAGCGGACCUGGCUCGAUUAGCCAUAAUUAAGCAGCAGAGAGAAGAGGCAGCGAAGCGACGGGAGGAGGAGAAGAAACAGAAAGAACAGGCGCAACAGAGGAAGACCGAACUGACGCAGAAAGCACUAGGAAAGAAGUCCUAGAACGAGGGUUAAUGAAGAGAAAUGAUCAUUGCAAUAUUAAUAUCCCAACGUCGGUUCCCAUACCGAUGGGAUACUAUUAAAGAUCGGCGGUCUUACGGAAGUGCGACAUGCAUAGCUGUUGAUGGCAGCGUUCAGCGAACACAACGAUUUAAGUACUCGACUUUUGGAAGAUUAAUAUGAUCCCUAAAUUAGUAAAAGAAGACGAAUGAGAAUAACGACAACGUAGAUCUAAAAGUAUCCACCAAACAUAAAGAAUUUUUACCGAACGUUUGUACAACCGUUGUGUUCGCUGAACGUAGCCAAAGUGAUCGCGCGUUUAGAGAACUUUAGAUACAUCGGAAAACACAGACGAUUACGACACUACUAUAUUGUUAUCCUCGAAUCUUUUUGGCAAUCUUCAAGUUUUAAUCAAGACCGACGAUAUUUUAAUAGUGCCUCGUCAAUGAUACCUCAUCGAGUUUCGACUAUUAAUAAAACACGAUUAACUGGUUCGUGCGUUCGCUAUAAGAUGGGUAUACAAUGUACGAACGAAUAGCGAUUUCGAGUUUUCGCUGUUGCAAUUGGGAAGGUGCGUACACCGUUUAAAAACUAACACUUCUUUCUUACAUUGUAGUUUGGGAUGCAGCUGAUGGUCAGAUGAGAGAGUUUAUUUUGCGAAGACGAAUUCUAUCAUUGCAUCAUCGUUUGCGUUCCGAAACUGCAUCGAAAAUAAAGCGUUUAAAACGUAUUUUGAAACUUAGAGUAUACGUUAUAACAAAUGCGAAUAAAACAUUCGAUUCGCGUUCAAUCCGAUUUGCAUGUGAAGUGGUACAUCAAAGCGAGCUCGUGUGAACGCGAAUGUACGUUCAUUGUUCGUUAUUGUUGCUGCAAACUUGUACAUAGUUUCACUGUCAUAAGUAAACUAUGUACAAAACGAGUCCUCGAUAAUGCUGUUCGAUGUGAAUCAGAUGUAUCUCUGCAUCUUACAUAUUUAAAUGUAAUGUACAAAUUAUUGUGUCGUCCGAAUUUUUUACUUUCACCGCAAAUAUCGAAUCUAGUCGAUAUGAGACGCGAAGAAAACCAACCCAAAUACAAACGUACGAACAUUGAAGUUCGCUGUUUAUUCGUUGUUCGUUCGCUAAAUACAUACUCAUCUAUAUACGUUUUACGGCACGCUAAUUAACCAUUGUUUAUAUAAAUACAAUUAUUUGCAAUUACAUCUAUUAAUAUUAAAUCCA
Dinoponera quadriceps is the source of this 1979-nucleotide messenger RNA. Its product is annotated as 28 kDa heat- and acid-stable phosphoprotein-like. The record is from RefSeq and is a predicted model, not a curated record. Gene Ontology annotation, cellular component: cytosol. Lineage: Eukaryota; Metazoa; Arthropoda; Insecta; Hymenoptera; Formicidae. Gene Ontology annotation, molecular function: RNA binding. The coding region runs from base 175 to 762 and encodes 195 amino acids. The transcript is spliced from 5 exons.